Molecule: messenger RNA, 1437 nt
Organism: Tigriopus californicus
Lineage: Eukaryota; Metazoa; Arthropoda; Copepoda; Harpacticoida; Harpacticidae
Product: ras-related protein Rab-32B-like
Exons: 2
Coding region: 721-1437 (238 amino acids)
Molecular function (GO): GTP binding; GTPase activity
Source: RefSeq, a predicted model, not a curated record
ACAGAUAGGUCUUGAGUCAGCUUUUUGAAAUGUGUUUUUUGGCCAGAAAACCCGUCGUAAUAAAUGACCGAAAUAUCUUUCUCUUGGGAGGAAUGGGGAAUUUGGCAAAGGGCUCGAUGAUGAAUGAUCAAAGUGAUCCUAUCCAAUUCUCGAUCCAUUCGAGAGCGCGACAAGUCGAUUUCCGAUCAUUCCCAAUGCUCUGUUCGAAUCUAGUCGAGGUCUUUCUGGCUAAAAGUAGGUCCAUCCAUGGUGCACUACUACAUUAUACCUGCUUGAAAGGAACUCGUAAUCCCAUUCAAAGGCCAUACAGACUUUCUACUGGGUUUGAAGAUCCCAUGGAACACAAAGUGAAAGGACCAGGAUUCGGGGAUUCCAAGCUGCUGAUCGAAGGUUUCAAUCACAAAAGAUCUUGAGAUUAGGAACACUUGAGCUCAAAAGCUCGCGUAUGUAGUAACCUCUUCUGCGCUUGAAAAUUAAUCAUUUCGUGAAGUUGAGCCAAUCUCUAGCCCAACAACCCUUGUCCCAAAACUGGCCUGUUGAGCUUCAACAUUCAACCUUGAAGUUGAGUUCCGACUUCCGAGCAGCGUCUGCCCAGUCAAUUAAUUAUUCAUUCUUUGGGCCACCAAACCAACGUGGCCUUUCUUGUGCUCUACGAGACUAAACUCCAGCAGAGGGGUCACGAAUUCCAAGACCGGAUUAAAGGCCCACCACUCAGUGUUCAUGGCAUCGGCACGACAGGACCAAGAGGGCCAAGAAACUUCGGACGAGAUUGAUCUGAAUUCAUUAAAGCAGGAAAUCUUUCUGAAGCUGGUAAUCCUGGGUGAUCUUGGAGUUGGGAAGAGUUCACUCAUUAAGCGAUACACUCAAUCAAAUGAAUCCAUUGACUACAAGGUCUCGAUCGACACAGCCUUUCAAGUGAAACGAGUGGAACUGGAUGGCCGCGUGGUGAAUAUUCAACUUUGGGAUGUGCCUGGCCAUGAAAGAUACGGAGGCCUGACCCGGACAUUCUAUAAGUAUGCCCACGGAGCGUUGAUUGUGUUUGAUCUUUCAAGGCCAGAAACGUUCGAGAACGCCCUAAGCUGGCUGAGUGACGUCACAGAAAAGUUGUUCGAUGCUCGACAAAAAUCGCAGUACUUUUUAGAGGAACAGCAAGGAAGCACCUCGAAUGGGUCUUUGGACGAGGCAAAUCGAGCCAUGCCCAUCAUUUUGUUGGCCAACAAAAGUGAUCUCCCGGAGUUGAAGGUGCCCAGACAGAAAUACAGCUCCUAUGUUCAAGAAAAUGGAUUAUUAACUUGGAUGGAGACUUCUGCCAGAGAUGGGAGCAAUUUCAGUCUAGCCGUCAGACGUUUGGUGGAGUACAUCCUAGACACAGAUCCCACAGUGAAGCAAGCCAAGGCCAACGAAAAGUUCUGGGGCUCUCAAAUUGGGACACGAUAA